AUGAAAAAAAUCGUUGAAGGUUCAGCCACUUGGGAAGACCUCUUCGAACCUUACGACAUUCGUCAAGACUAUAGGCACUUUUUGAAGCUAGUUCUAUUGGCUGAUAAUUUUCAAGAAUUAGGACGUCUAGGCGGACUGAUCGAUUCGCGUCUGAGGGACCUUGCAGGGUUUCUGGAAGAGCAUCAAUACAUAGAAUCGGUUAGGAUAACUAAAGCAUCUGAUUUACCCAAAAGUCCUUGCUUCGAAAGUGUGUCAGGAGAACUCUCCAGCAGCUCCGAAAGUGAUUGUGAGAAAGGUUUCAAACGAGCAUGGCUCCUGGGAAUGAAAAUAUUGAAGGCUGCACCCUUACCUGAUGGCACUUACCCUGAGCGCAAAGUUGACGUGACUCAAUACCUACUUCGUUUCUAUGGUACUCUACAAGAACGGGAUCCGAACACAAACUUCCUGAAUAAACUCAUAACCGCCUACGUCACCAGGUAG
This is a messenger RNA of Echinococcus granulosus, 480 nucleotides long. RefSeq names its product poly(A) polymerase gamma. Lineage: Eukaryota; Metazoa; Platyhelminthes; Cestoda; Cyclophyllidea; Taeniidae. Gene Ontology annotation, biological process: RNA 3'-end processing. The record is from RefSeq and is a predicted model, not a curated record. The transcript has 3 exons. Bases 1 to 480 code for a protein of 159 amino acids. Gene Ontology annotation, molecular function: RNA binding; nucleotidyltransferase activity.